Molecule: messenger RNA, 689 nt
Organism: Staurois parvus
Lineage: Eukaryota; Metazoa; Chordata; Amphibia; Anura; Ranidae
Source: the annotation of a GenBank genome assembly
AAGUUGUCGGCUCGGUCAUGUGAUCAGCUGUAUCCAAUCACAGCUGAUCACAUGGGACAUGUACACUGAUCAUAAGAGCACUGAUGAUCAGUGUGCCCUGAUGAUCAGUGUAGCCCCAGCAGCGCCACCUGUCAGUGUCCAUCAGUGCCUUGUGUCAGUGCUCAUCAGUGCCUCGUGCCAGUGCCUACCGAUGCACAUCAAUGCCACAUAUCAGUGCCCAUCUGAGCUGCCUUUCAGUCCCACCUAUCAGUGCCAAUCAGUGCCACCUAUCAGUGCUGCCAGUGCCACCUAUCAGUUCUGCCAAUCAGUGCUACCUAUCAGUGCCUGUCAGUGCUGCCUAUCAGUGCCAGUCAGUGCCACCUAACAUUGCCAGUCAGUGCCGCCUAUCAGUGCCAGUCAGUGCCGCCUAUCAGUGCUGCCUAUCAGUGCCAUAUAUCAGUGCCAUGUAUCAUUGCUGCCUUUCAGUGCCCAUCAGUGAUGCCUGUCAAUGCCCAUCAGUGCCACCUACCAGUGCCUCCUCAUCAGUGCCCAUCAGUGCGUGCCACCUAUCAGUGCCCAUCACUGCAGCCUCAUUAGCGCAUAUCAGUGAAGGAGAAAAAUCACUUAUUUACAAAAUUUUAUAACAAAAACUAAGUAACUUUUUGUUUUCCAAAUUUUCAGUGGUUUUUGGUUUGUUUAACAAAAAAUAA